Messenger RNA from Rhizophagus irregularis DAOM 181602=DAOM 197198, 630 nucleotides. RefSeq lists its product as uncharacterized. The record is from RefSeq and is a predicted model, not a curated record. NCBI's taxonomy places the organism in Eukaryota, Fungi, Glomeromycota, Glomeromycetes, Glomerales, Glomeraceae.
AUGGCAGUUAUAAUGUCUUUAAAAAAUGAUAAAAAGAAAAAGCAAAGAGGACGAAAGGAAAAUUUAUAUUCUGAAGAUUCAGAAGAUGAGAACAUUGAUUUGCAAAAAAAGAAAAGGAAGGAAAUUCCAAAAGUAGAUAAUUUUUCUGAAAUUUUACAACAAGAAGGACGUAUAAUUCAGGAAUUAAGAAAACAAUAUAAAUGUGACCAACAUGAUGCAUGCUUUGUUGAUAAUGGAAGACAUAUAAAGCUUACUGCAAUGCAUCUCCAAUGCUGGACUAAGGAAAUUAUUCGAGGAACUACAGAUAAUACACAAAUGCCUAAUUUACCUAUUUUUUCACAAUCUAAUAGCGUUAAAACAUUUACAUCUACAACUCCAUCUACAACUUCAAUGCCUAUAGCUUCAAAUUCAAAUUUUAAUACACCAUUUUUUUUUGCUAUUUCACCUCAAAUGUUUUCUUUUAUGCAAAAUCCAACUACAAAUAAUUCACCAAAUUCACCAUCAAAUGUAUUAUCUUAUCCAAGACAAUCAGUUCCAUCUCUUGAUGAAUUUUUUAUUAAAUUAGACGAAUCAUUAGAUGGUAAUGAAGAGUUUACUACGAAAUUUAAAGAUAUUUUUAAAGAAGAAUGA